UGCGGAGCGGGCCGACGGCCCGGCUCCGUUUCCGGUUGUGUCGGGGCAUGGCGGGGGAUGGCGGCGCGGCAGCCUCACGGGAGCUCCUGGCCGUGGGGCUGCGAGGAGGGCUGGAAGAAACUUUGUUGAUCAGAUCAAAAUGCAGCAGCAAGGAGGCCACAACCUUACAGACAGUGAGGAUGCCGAGGAGUAGCCUUUUGGACCGAGUACAGAGCUUUUUACCACAGAUGGCCCAUGCAAAUGAUGAGCUAAGAAGAAAAAUGGUUACAGCACCAGCUCAUCAGUUUGAUAUUGAAAAUCUAGACAGUGCAACAGAAAAAGUUAUAGAAAUGAAUGUGGCUGUAGUUGAACUGAGCGAUUCUGAUACAGAUGAAGAGAUAUUAACUUCAGAAGAUGACUCGGAAUCUGAAGAUGACUGUAUAGCUGGCGAAGUGACAAUAGACAACAUUAAGUUUCCUAAACAAAAGGGAGAAAAAGGCAAAAUAGAAGUUCUGGACAGCAAAGUGAAUGAGUGAAGGUGUUACUUUAAUAUUCCACAGUGAUGGCCUUGGUUCUGAGAUAUUCAUGAAGAGCUUCUUCACCUAUACAAGCACAAUAUUCACCAGUUAGCAUAGCAGCUGAAUGAGAGAAUGUUGUCAGUCACUGUAACAUUAUUAAGAAAAAUAAUAAAAUGCUUCAGCCAGUAUAAAAGUCCUUAUGGAACAAUGGAAACUCAUUGACUUACCCUCCCACUGAGAUCUACAGAACUGGUUUGACAAGAAGAGGCCAAAUCCAACAGAUGUGGAAAGAACAAGGAGCUGGAAUUUAACAAGCAGCCACCUGGGUGGGACUGAAGCAGCGGUGGUCUCCAGAUAGCCACUGGGGGCUCAUAGAUGAAUUUAUGAACUUUGGUUUGCCUAUGUUACAGUUUCUGGGCAGAGAAGCUGUGUAGAAAUUGGUAGUCUUUCUUUUCCUCAUACUGUUACUCAUUUUGGUUUCAGAAAAUGGGAUACUUGCUACAGAUUCUAAAGGCAAAAAUCUUGUGUCACUGAACAUUUUUUUGUUGUUUUUCUUUGCUAUGAGGCCUGAUCUGUCCAGACUUGUAAAGUUUCAUUGAAAGACAAAACUUCACUUGUUUUAAA
Neopsephotus bourkii (Bourke's parrot) is the source of this 1121-nucleotide messenger RNA. RefSeq names its product NOP protein chaperone 1 (gene NOPCHAP1). The coding region runs from base 48 to 515 and encodes 155 amino acids. The record is from RefSeq and is a predicted model, not a curated record. NCBI's taxonomy places the organism in Eukaryota, Metazoa, Chordata, Aves, Psittaciformes, Psittacidae. Gene Ontology annotation, molecular function: box C/D methylation guide snoRNP complex binding. The transcript has 5 exons. Gene Ontology annotation, biological process: box C/D snoRNP assembly.